Messenger RNA from Notothenia coriiceps (black rockcod), 750 nucleotides. It is a transcript of the gene mrpl21, whose product is annotated as mitochondrial ribosomal protein L21. The coding region runs from base 15 to 593 and encodes 192 amino acids. Gene Ontology annotation, cellular component: mitochondrial large ribosomal subunit; ribosome. Gene Ontology annotation, molecular function: structural constituent of ribosome. The transcript is spliced from 2 exons. Lineage: Eukaryota; Metazoa; Chordata; Actinopteri; Perciformes; Nototheniidae. The record is from RefSeq and is a predicted model, not a curated record.
UUUUCUCUGUCAACAUGGCGCUGUGCAGAGGAGCAGGGUUGUUGUUAAGGACAUUGUUACCGGGAAACCCUCUCCUGUUCCCCGCUGCAUGCCGAACACAGAGCUCUGUAAGCGGCGUGCUGGUGCCCCGGACCUCGCUGACCAGCCCCCCGUGGCCGGAGCAGCUGCCCCCGGUGUGUGAGGCGGAGGAUGCGAGGCGACAGGCCGCCGUGGUGAGCACCGUGAACGGAAGCAUCGAGAGGCAGGACUACGGGCGUCUGUUCGCGGUGGUGCACUUUGCCAGCCGACAGUGGAAGGUCACCGGAGAGGACCUGAUCCUCAUCGAGAACCACCUGGAGGCCGGCUGCGGGGAGACGAUCCGCCUGGAGAAGGUGCUGCUGGUGGGCGCAGAGGACUUCACCCUGGUGGGGAGGCCUCUUCUGGGGAGGGAUCUGGUCCGGGUCGAGGCCACUGUCAUCGAGAAGACCGAGUCCUGGCCCAAAGUGCACAUGCGGUUCUGGAAGAGACACCGGUACCAGCGCAAGAUGAUCAUCGUGCAGCCGCAGACGGUGCUGAGGAUCAACAGCAUCGAGCUGGCCCCCAGACUCUCAUGAUGAUGGACUAUUCCACACAGACUGGCUGCUUUCUAUUCAUAUUAAUAUGCAAAUAACUGUUAGUGAGUUGCUUUAAUGCUGUGGCGAGGUGACUCUUCUGGCAGUUGUUGACUGUUUGAAACUGUAAAUAAAGAUUCAUCUUUUUACUGAUAUUUAA